CUCCCAAACCCAACCCACGCGAAAAAAAAAAUCCGAACCCACCGAUCCCGCACCCGGUCCCGGCCGGCAGGCUCGCCGAGUCAACGGCUUGAGUGCGCCUGCCAGGCUGCCACCCUCGCCUCGCUAAGAACAUGGCUUCUCAGUCUCUUCUCUCUCUGUCUCGUUCCGCUUCGGAAAAGCCAGAAACUUCCGAGGCCCAAGAAAAAGCUGCCAUCUUUAAUCAAUCCCCCUCCCCCCCCCGCCCGUGACGCUCGCCGCCGGAGCCGGGAGCCUACGGCGAGUCUCUUCGCGGGUCUUGGCUGGCGCGGCCGGGGAGUCUCUGUUUGCUGGGGUGGCCUAUUCCGGCGGCUUCCGGUUCGUUGCUGAGGUCGCCUCGCCCGUUGGAUUCGUCCAUCUCGCCGUGGCUCAGGAUGCGAUGGCUGUUGUUGAAUGUCGAUGAAAUCUGUUCAUAGACACUGAACUGCAUCUCAAUUAAAUGAAACAUUGCACAGCGGUGUAUACCAAUAGUUUGAAACACGUCAGCAAUGAGUUGUUUUUCUUUCGUUUUCAAGAGGAAAAGGGGGCCCCAACAACAAAACAAUCCAUCUAAUGAUGACUUCUAUGGUGCGAAUAUAACAAGAUACACCUAUAAGGAACUGGUUAGAGCAACAUCGAAUUUUGACCGAUCCCAUAAGAUUGGUGAGGGAGGUUAUGGACCUGUGUACAAGGGAACUCUCAAGGAUGGAACAGCCAUUGCAGUAAAGGUUCUGUCUUUACAUUCUAGACAAGGUGCAAAGGAGUUUCUUAAUGAGCUUCUUGCAAUAUCUGAUGUAACACAUGAGAAUCUUGUCAAACUCUAUGGCUGCUGUGUAGAAGGAAGCCACAGGAUCCUUGUCUACAAUUAUCUUGAAAAUAACAGCCUUGCGCAAACUCUUCUAGGUUCUGGGCAUAGCAACAUCCAAUUCAACUGGAGAACUCGAGUUAAUAUUUGCAUCGGUGUUGCCGAGGGAUUAGCAUUCCUCCACGAUAGUGUCCGCCCUCACAUUGUUCACCGCGACAUCAAAGCGAGCAAUAUACUUCUUGAUAAAGAUCUUACACCAAAAAUCUCUGAUUUUGGUUUGGCAAAGCUUCUUCCGUCAGAUGUAUCACAUGUUAGCACAAGAGUUGCAGGAACACUAGGUUACUUGGCUCCCGAAUAUGCCAUUAGAGGACAAGUGACACGGAAGGCAGAUGUCUACAGCUAUGGCGUUCUGCUUGUAGAAAUAGUCAGUGGAAAAUGUAACACUGAUACAAGAUUGCCCUACGAUGAUCAGAUUCUUCUUGAGAAGACUUGGAGAUAUUACGACCAGGGCCAUCUGGAGAACAUCAUAGACGGUUCUCUUGGCGACGACCUGGACGUCGACGAAGCCUGCAGAUUCCUGAAGGUCGGGCUCCUGUGCACCCAGGACGUCACGAAGCGCCGGCCGGGCAUGUCCACGGUGGUCGCGAUGCUGAGAGGCGAGGCGGACGUGGGCGCGGAGAAGAUCAGCAAGCCCGACGUGGUCAGGGACUUCAGAGACCUCAAGCUCCGGAGCGAGGCCACGUCCUCCACGCUGCUGACCUCCAUCAUGGGGCGCUCUUCUCCGCUGUCGUCUGAAGAGACGACACGGACCUCCAUCACAUUCACCGCGAUAUCGGACCGCGACUGAUCGCCGAUGAGGGUGUCUGCAGACGAGAAUUCUUCAACUAUGUAGAGGAAAACGUAACAUAGGCCAGAAUUCUUUUUGGUGCUUGUAUGAUUUGUGUGUAUAGAUAUAUUCCACUCUGUUAGACUAUAUGGUAGUUAUACCACGAAUCACGCGUAUACUUUUGGAUAUCGCCCUUCCUAAUCUCCUGGGUAUUUGUUUCUAUAAACCGGUCUUGAGAUAUGGAAAGGUUGGACCUAUAUAUGUGACCCCUCAUGCUAUCAAUCAAUCUAUCACGUGAAUUAUAUC
This is a messenger RNA of Phragmites australis (common reed), 1952 nucleotides long. Its product is annotated as cold-responsive protein kinase 1-like. Bases 525 to 1667 code for a protein of 380 amino acids. Gene Ontology annotation, molecular function: protein kinase activity; ATP binding. The transcript has 7 exons. Gene Ontology annotation, biological process: protein phosphorylation. Lineage: Eukaryota; Viridiplantae; Streptophyta; Magnoliopsida; Poales; Poaceae. The record is from RefSeq and is a predicted model, not a curated record.